Molecule: messenger RNA, 2410 nt
Organism: Hyaloscypha bicolor E
Lineage: Eukaryota; Fungi; Ascomycota; Leotiomycetes; Helotiales; Hyaloscyphaceae
Exons: 3
Coding region: 85-2115 (676 amino acids)
Biological process (GO): DNA repair
Molecular function (GO): metal ion binding; DNA binding
Source: RefSeq, a predicted model, not a curated record
UGAUCCUCAAACGAGAAGGACGAAGGAGAAGCAACACCUCGAGCUGGCACGGCCCUGAGGCUCUGAAGAAGAUAUACUCCCGCCAUGUCUGGUCGAAAGCUGGGAGGCGGGAGGGUCCUGGGUAGUGGGAAGGGUUUGGCGCCUCCCGCCCUUCCGGCACAUCAACGAACGUCGAGCCUGGUCUCCCCGGCUGAGAGUUUGGUUUCGGGGGAUUCGAGGGAUUCUACGGUUUCCCCUUUGGCUACAUCGCCGUUACCUGAGGUGAACCAGGACUUGAGUUCAGUAGUGUCUUUGCAGAAUGGAGGACCAUCAGCAGUCGCUGCGGCGAGCACGAAGCUGUUGUGUCCGAUCUGCAACGAGGAAAUGAUGACUUUAUUGCAACUAAACAGACAUCUCGAUGACAACCACCAAGAAUUACCAGAAGUACAGCAAGACGAAGUAAAGAAUUGGUUCGACAAACAAGUCCUCAAAGCAAAGAAGUUCCAACCACUGGCGGUCAUUAACCAAAAACUGAAAGGACUAGAUGUAUUUGAAUCAAAUGAGGUGGUGGCCCCUUCACCUGUACCAAGCGUUAUUCCAGGCAACCGAAUAUCAACACCCGAACCACACAGACCUGACCCAGAUGAGGUUGUUACGAGGUCGCAUUGGCAAAGGUCAGGAUACAAUGACCUAUGUACAGAGCCAGCAUGCGGGAAGAGACUGGGCCCGGUGAAUGGGAGUGUGAACUGCAGGAAGUGCGGGCGUCUGUUCUGUGAGGAUCAUACGAUGUACCAGAUGAAGCUCUCGAGGUCCGCCCAGCAUGAGCCAGUAAGAGGAUUCUGGUGUCGAGUCUGCGAGACUUGCUUCAAGUCAAGAGAGGGAUAUAAUGAGCACGGAUUUGCACGGGACCAUACGAGCGACUUUCUGGCCUUGAGGAGGAAGACGGUGGACAAGCAAUAUUUGGAAGUUUCGAGGCUGGAGAAACGGCUUACGAAACUCACGCAAUUAUUGGCAAGUCCGCCAGACGAUAUGUCGGCCUCGAAUGGAGGAAUCCUGUCACUAGCAGGGCAAAAGAAUCAACGAAAGCUGUUGGAACAGUCAGUCGUCACCUGGGAAGAGGGUGCCAAAGUCCUCAAAUGCCCCUUCUGCCACCAAGAAUUCGGCUCCUGGUCCUUCAGGCGGCACCACUGCCGUCUUUGCGGACGCGUAGUCUGCGCCGACCCACGCACAAACUGCUCCUCAGAAGUAGGCCUUAACGUUGCCCCUACAUCUACAAAAGAGAAAUCUCCCUCCUCGCCCCCAGAACUCACCCUCGACGUCCGCAUGUGCCGCGACUGCCGCACCACAAUAUUCUCCAAGAAAGAUUUCGCCUCUGCCCUCUCCCAUAAACCACCCGACCAAAGAGCGUACGAGAAUCUCUUGCAAUUCGAAAAGGGGAUUCGCCUUCUACUCCCGAAUUUCCAGCGCCUGAUCAUCGCACUCCAAGACCCUGAUAAACCCCCCUCACACAACCAACUCGCCGAAGCGAGUAAAGUGCGGAAACGGCUGAUAGAUAGCUUUGGGAAAUAUGAUCUUGCAGCGAAACGGAUUCGGGACCUUCCCACAACAAGUACGACGCAGCAAAGGCUACAAAAAGCAAUUUAUCAACAAUCUGCAAAUUUCCUGAACCUGCACAUGCUCCCCCUAAAAUCCCUCCCGAAAAUCCUAAAACACGCAUCACCGCACGGGCAUUCUCUUUCCUCAUCUUCCACUAACGGCAACGGCAACGGUCGUGUAGGCGCCUUGGCAGCGAUAAAAUUCAACGACAUGGACUCCGCUAGCCAGGUGUCAAGCACCCACUCGAGUCAGAUCUCGCAAAUGGAAGCAGAGGAGAAGGAAUUGCGGGAGAGGUUGAUCGUACUUGAGGAGCAGAAGUUUCUUGUGGGAGAGAUGAUUGAGGGUGCUAAGAAGGGGAGGAAGUGGGAUGAGGUUAAGGUUCUGGCUGAGAGUAAGGGCGAGUUGGAGAGGGAGAUUGAUGGGUUGAGGGGGAUGUUGGGGCAGCUGGAUUGGAGGGGGGUUUAUGCUGGGAAUAGUAAUGGGAGUGGGGAUGGAAAGGGAGGGGGUUGGAGCUUGUUGGUUGGGAAGAGGAAAAAGUGAUAUAGGGGAUGGGGCAUUUGGGGUAUAUGUUUAUAGGGAGGCGACAGAUGCAUGCAUUGCGAGGCGUUCGGAUAGCGGGUACAUCGGGGGGUGUUUGGAGCGCUUCAAUUUGAGUAUCUUAUCUUGCUGUCGUAUAUUCAGUCUAUAUGAGAAGAAGUUCAGACUUCUAUAUGAGCAGUGGACUAUCUUCAUCCGAGGCGAAGUGUGGAGUCCUGCUUGAGACGUGCUUGUACAGAAGAAUUGCCUAUCACCCGCAAUUUCUCAGAAAGCCUGAAACAUCAAAACAAUACGUAAC